ACAGUUAAAGACGAAAUUUGUUACACACUAAAUUUCUUAUAUUAAAAUUUUGUACAGUUUCCAAUUUAGAAUUGUUGAUCAGCAAGAGGGUUGAACACAGAACCGAAAGCUUGAGGCUUGAGCAAAGAGAAGAGUAGUGAAUAUAUGGGGAUAGACUACUAUGAGAUUUUGGAGGUUGACAAGAAUGCCACAGAUGAAGAAUUGAAGAAAGCCUAUAGAAAGCUUGCAAUGAAAUGGCACCCUGAUAAGAAUCCAAACAAUAAGAAAGAGGCUGAGAUUAAAUUCAAACAGAUAUCUGAAGCCUACGAGGUUCUAAGUGAUCCUCAGAAGAGAGCAAUUUAUGAUCAGUAUGGAGAAGGUGGCCUUAAAGGUGGAAUGUCACCGCCGGAUGCAGGUUUUGCUUCAUUCUUCCAAACUGGGGAUGGCCCAGCAGCGUUUAGGUUCAAUCCCAGAAAUGCAAACAACAUAUUUGCAGAGGUGUUUGGGUGUUCAAGUCCAUUUGGAGGAACGGGAAUGGGGUUUGGCUGUGGUGGGAGAGGCACAGGCAUGAGGGGUGGAACAUGGGUGUCAAGGUCCUUUGGUGGAAUGUUUGGCAAUGACAUGUUUGGAGAAGGCAGGCACAUGAAUCAAGGUCCACGCCGCAAGGCACCUUCCAUUGAAAAUGCAUUACUUUGCAGCCUUGAGGAGCUCUAUAAGGGGACUACCAGAAAGAUGAAAAUCUCCAGGGAAGUUACACUCGCAAGCGGGAGAACUUUUCCUGUGGAGGAAAUUUUAAACAUUGAAAUCCAUCCGGGCUGGAAAAAGGGAACCAAAAUCACUUUCCCAGAGAAAGGAAAUCAGCAGCCAAAUGUCAUUGCUGCAGAUCUUGUGUUUAUUAUUGAUGAGAAACCUCACAGUGUGUUUACAAGAGAUGGUAAUGAUUUGGUUGUUACACAAAAGAUAUCACUUAGAGAAGCUGAAGCUCUAACAGGCUACACCAUCCAACUUACAACUCUAGAUGGCAGGGAUCUGAACAUUGCCAUAAACAAUGUGACUGAUCCAGAUUAUGAAGAAGUGAUCACCGGAGAAGGUAUGCCAAUUUCUAAAGAUCCUUCAAAGAAGGGUAACCUUAGGAUCAAAUUUAACAUCAAAUUUGCAGAUAUCGUUGAUGCCAGACAUGAAAGCCAAAGUUAAGAAAUUUGUGGCACCAUAAGAGAGCCAACCGUUGCAGACUGUAUCUACUAUCUAGUGUAUAAUAAUAGCCUUUCGUUUUGUUCCCGUUCUUCCCUUUCCUUUUCCUCCAUUUUUAGAUGGAUGUGACUUGUGUAGUUUCUGUAAUGCGUUAACAAUGUCAUUCACGCAAAAAAAAAAACCCGACAUCACUAGACUGAGGUAUAUUAUUUUGAAAACUACGGGUGACAAAGAGUACCUUUAUUGUUGUGGUUUCA
Cajanus cajan (pigeon pea) is the source of this 1427-nucleotide messenger RNA. RefSeq lists its product as uncharacterized. The record is from RefSeq and is a predicted model, not a curated record. Gene Ontology annotation, cellular component: cytosol. Lineage: Eukaryota; Viridiplantae; Streptophyta; Magnoliopsida; Fabales; Fabaceae. Gene Ontology annotation, molecular function: protein-folding chaperone binding.